Messenger RNA from Emericellopsis cladophorae, 1557 nucleotides. RefSeq names its product Carboxylic ester hydrolase. NCBI's taxonomy places the organism in Eukaryota, Fungi, Ascomycota, Sordariomycetes, Hypocreales, Bionectriaceae. The transcript has a single exon. The record is from RefSeq and is a predicted model, not a curated record. Bases 1 to 1557 code for a protein of 518 amino acids.
AUGAGACUUCCAAGCCUUUGCGUGUUCUGGCUGUUCCCAGUCGGACAUGCUACUUGCAGCCUGACCCGGAAAUGUUCCGAUCUCGCGGAAAAACUGUCUCUGCCCAACACAACGGUCUGGUUCACAGAAUUCAUCCCCGCCGGCGCCACUAUAUCAUUCUCAGACAACGAUCCAACAUGUGGAAGGGCGCAGCAACAAGUCGACGUUGACAUUUGCCGAGUAGCAACGCUCACCGAAACUUCCUCAAACCCGCCAAGCAAUAUCAGCCUUGAAGCCUGGCUACCGUCGGACUGGAACGACAGGUUUCUGAGCACAGGAAACGGUGGUCUCAGUGGCUGCAUUCAGUAUGAAGACAUAGCUUACGGUGUUUCUCGAGGGUUUGCAACUGUCGGGGCCAACAAUGGUCACAACGGCACUUCUGGCGAGCCAUUCUACCAGAACCCCGGCGCUGUGGAAAACUUCGUCUACCGUUCGGUGCACCUUGGUGCCGUCUUGGGAAAACAGAUCGCCGAAACGUACUACGAGAGGGCCCAUGACAAGUCUUACUAUCUCGGGUGCUCCACUGGUGGCAGACAGGGCUUCAAGGCAGCGCAAGAAUUUCCGACCGACUUUGACGGAAUAGUUGCAGGGGCUCCCGCCUUCGCCUUUACCAAUUUGACGUCCUGGAGCGGUACUUUCUACACGAAUUCAGGCCCACCAGGCUCUCCUACGUUUCUCAGCCAAGCACAAUGGGCUCUGGUCUCCAAGGAUUUUCUGGACCAAUGCGAUGAUCUGGAUGGCCUUGUCGACGGAAUCAUUGAGGACCCAAAUCUUUGCCAUUACCGGCCAGAAGCCCUCCUCUGUGGUUCAGACUCGUCAACUGACUGCCUCUCUGGCGAGCAAGCCGAGACAGUGCGGAAGGUGUUCUCCGAUCUUCACGGGAAGGACGGGACUUUGGUAUACCCCCGCCUUCAGCCGGGCGGCGAUGCUUCCCUUCUCAUGUCGGGUCGGCCAUUUCCUUACACAGUUGACUGGUUCCGCUAUGUCGUCUACAGCGACCCAGAAUGGGAGCCUUCGACCCUAGGCCCUGAAGACUACGCUUUUGCGGCAUCUCAAAACCCUUUCAAUGUUCAGACGUGGGAGGGCGAUCUCGCUGAAGUUCGCAAUCGUGGAGCCAAAAUUCUCCAUUACCAUGGGCUCCAGGAUCCCGUCAUAAGCAGCGACAACUCGGAGCGCUACUAUAACCACGUUGCAAGGACGAUGGGUCUGAAAACGACUGAGCUUGACCACUUUUAUCGCUACUUCCGUGUUUCAGGAAUGGGCCACUGCAGCGGCGGCGCAGGUGCGUACAAGAUUGGUAAUUCGAUGAAUGCUGUGUCCGGAUAUGAGCCUGAGGAGAAUGUGCUUUCGGCAAUCGUGCGUUGGGUUGAAGAUGGACUUGCGCCCGAAUAUGUUCAAGGAACAGGGGAGACUGAUGAGGGUGAGACAUUUGCUAGGAAUCACUGCAAGUAUCCUCUCAGGGGCAGGUAUGCGGGGAACGGUGACUCAAAGUCGCCGGAAAGUUGGAAGUGCGUGUGA